AUGGCGGUUGAAGCAUCCCUAGGUAGUUCUGUGGCUUCUCCGUCUGCAGAGAACGUUAAAUCAACCGGAAAAUCAGCUGCCGGUACCCAAGUUAGUAAUUCUGGUGACGGGGUAUAUUGCCAUCAGUGUCGUCAAAAAACCAGGGCUCCCACCGCAGCAUGCAAGAAUCUUACGAAGAAGAAACCCUGUUCAGUAAAGAUAUGUCGCAGAUGCCUAUGGAACAGGUACGGUGAAGAUUUGGAGGAAGUAGCUAGUUUGGAGGAAUGGAAGUGCCCAAAAUGCAGGCUCGCUUGCAACUGCAGUGUGUGCUUGAAGAGAAGGGGCCUUCAACCCAUGGGUAUACUUACUAGUGCAGCAAAAGCGACUGGAUUCUCUCCAGUCACCGAGAUGCUAACUGUUGAGGGUUCAGAUCAUGGAAAGGUUGGUAAUGCCAUGAAUGGGUCUCUGGAAAAUGAUGUAUUAUCUGCUAGAAAGAAAGGGAAGGAAAGCUUGGAUGUAGAUGAUAAUACCCCUUCGAAGAGAAUGAAACAUUCUAAACUGGCUGAAACCAGCCACACUAUUCGUGAAGAAAUUGUGCUGCCAGUGGAAACCAGCCAAACAUUCAAAUUGGGCUGA
Molecule: messenger RNA, 615 nt
Organism: Salvia splendens (bonfire salvia)
Lineage: Eukaryota; Viridiplantae; Streptophyta; Magnoliopsida; Lamiales; Lamiaceae
Product: cell division cycle-associated protein 7-like
Exons: 5
Coding region: 1-615 (204 amino acids)
Biological process (GO): regulation of DNA-templated transcription
Cellular component (GO): nucleus
Source: RefSeq, a predicted model, not a curated record